AUGAAGAUGCGAUCACCGGAACAAGAAAUUUAUUUGCCUGACGUUUCGGAUCCUUACUCGAAUCCAUCAUCAGAGACAUUAGCAGAUAAAGGUGAUUGUGGCACCAGGAGUGCAGUAUUUAUAGCACGUGGCUGCCGUGGGACCGCAUGCGCACUGCAAUUAACAGUUCUAGUUAUCACCGCUGGGGCUGUAAUUGAUGCGGACACUCCAAACUACGGACUGGCAAAGUGGCUGUUACAACGUCUCAAGUUUCUGACCUCCGAUUCGAACACCACAGUCAGCUCGUCAACGCAAUUCUUGGAGAAACUUAAAGGAGUAAGUCUCCUGCCAAGCGAUAUCAUAGUUUCCUUUGAUGUCACGUCCCUUUUUACUUCUAUCCCGCAGGACCUGGCAGUCGAGACCAUCGAACUACUCCUACGAGCGAAAUACGACGAAACGGAGAAUCGCCUCGGACACGCCCAAAUCAUCCAGCUCCUGAAGUUCUGUCUCAAGACGUACUUUACGUUCGACGGAACAAUCUACGAGCAGGUGAAGGGAACGCCAAUGGGUUUGCCGAUUUCGGGACUCAUAGCCGAGGCGGUCCUACAACGGCUGGAGUCGCUGGUUUUCCGACACCACCAAUUCUGGGCUCGGUAUGAGGAUGACGCCUUCGUCGUCAUCGAACGGGAUCAGGUGCUGACGUUCAAAGAACAACUCAACGCCGUCUUCCCGGACAUCCAAUUUACGAUGGAGGAGGAGGAAAACAAUCAGCUGGCCUUCCUGCAUGUCCUCGUCUACCGCAAAGAUUGUGGUGGCCUAAAAAUCAAAGUGUUCAGGAAAGCGACAAAUACGACGCAAAUACAGAACUUCAAUAGCAACCACCCGAUCAGUCACAAACGCAGUUGCGUAAGGGCGCUAUACCAGCGCGUUGAGACGCACUGCAGUGAAAUGGAAGACAAGGUUGCUGAACUACAAUAUCUUCGACGGGUAAUGAGAGCCAAUGGUUACCCGCGCAGCUUUGUCAACCAGUGCAUACGAAAAGGACACCAGAGACCAAAUCCAACCGGACCCAGAUUUUGGCGGGCUCUUCCGUACGUGAAGAAGGUCUCGGAAGCCGUCAGUCGUCUUCUCACUCCACUUGGAGUUGGGGUUGCACACAGGCCGGAAGCAACCAUUAGACGCCAAAUCAUGAGGCCAAAAGACCCGCUGCCACGGCAGGACACGUCUGGAGUCAUUUACCGGAUCUGGUGUAGUUGCGGACAAAUCAAUUAUGUCGGAGAAACUGGGAGAUUACUCCGUACGCGAAUUGCGGAGCAUGCAGCAUCAGUGAGGCGGGGAGACGCUGGCUCUGACGUGGCGGCACACUCGACGGGACCCGGCCAUAUUUUCAAAUUUCAAGAGGCCGAAAUCCUCGCAAGGGGUGACAACCGCUUGAGCCGCGAGCUGCUCGAGUCCUGGUUCUCAGGCCCGCAAUCCAUUAACAAGCACAAUGACCUCCCCGUACCAUAUUCCGUGCUGCGGUUUUCUCUGGGCAGGAGAAUCAGUCACGUGGGGAGGGCGCGGGCGAGCAAUUAUCACAGUGACAGUGAGCCAAUUUGCCGAGCAAUCGUCACACCAGCAUCCAGCACGGAUGACGAAAUCACGGCUAUUAACGACUCGGACUCGAACCGACAAGCCACCACCGCAUCAAUUACGGCCCCAGUGGUGAUUACGAGAACUGUUAAUUGCAGUGCGCAUGCGGUCCCACGGCAGCCACGUGCUAUAAAUACUGCACUCCUGGUGCCACAAUCACCUUUAUAUGCUAAUGUCUCUGAUGGUGGAUUCGAGUAA
Molecule: messenger RNA, 1809 nt
Organism: Spirometra erinaceieuropaei
Lineage: Eukaryota; Metazoa; Platyhelminthes; Cestoda; Diphyllobothriidea; Diphyllobothriidae
Source: the annotation of a GenBank genome assembly